Messenger RNA from Macrosiphum euphorbiae (potato aphid), 237 nucleotides. The record is from the annotation of a GenBank genome assembly. Lineage: Eukaryota; Metazoa; Arthropoda; Insecta; Hemiptera; Aphididae.
AUGAAAUUGCAGCUGGAUCAAGCAGCAGAAUUUAAAAUUAAAAUUAUGGAAUCUCAAUCAGCAUUAAAAAAAGAAUUAGAAAAAGUUAAAAUGGAGAAACAAGAUGCAUUAGAAGAAAAAGACGAGUAUAAUGAAAUGGCGGAGACUUUAGAAAUGGCUGAAGUGAAAGCAGAAACACUUCAAUUAGAAUUAGACCAAGCAAAAGAGCGUAUUGAGGAAUUAACAGAAGAUUUAUAA